GUAGACUUGACAGUUGACUCACUGUAUUAAAGCGUCCAAGUACAAUAUUUUUCCUGUGCAUAGUCUGUAUCUUCGAAAUUUUGUUUUGGUCUUUCACUUUAUACCUGCAUUACGAUCCACGUAUGGCUGAAUAUCGAUCUAUUGAAAACCGCAUUUAACGCUUUAUGACAAUAUGACUAGAAGAAAAAAUAGCAGUUGUAAGUUGUUGUUCUGUUGCUAUUUAAAAGCUUAUUAGUCUAUUUUUAUUGCCAUUAGUGUUCCUACGGUUGAUGCACUUUUCCCACGUACUCUGAAAAUUUUUUAAGGACUCAAUCAUACGGCGUUUGGAAAUCGGAGAGUAAAUCUGUUGUCAAACGCUUACUGAUAAGCACGUUUUACUGCCAGUUGGCAGAUUGACAUAUUCGUCAACCACAUCCGAUGGCUGAACUGUACAUUGUUGGCAGCUGCUGUUAGCGUAAAUGGUCGGCUGCCUGGCGAGACAGAUCCGGAUCGCGAUCGGUGAUCCUUGAAAGUAGAGCUUGGUGCGCGUGUGUUGAUAAGUGUUCCAAGACAGUCCAGCAAAAAUGUCGUGGAUCAGAGGAUCGUGGCUGAUUUUGUUCUUGCACGUGGCCUACGGCCGCGAUAAUAUUACGGUUACUCAAGCUUCCGAUGUGGAUUACACUCCUUAUCUAUCCCACUUAACACCCAUGGGCAACCGGACAAUGGCACGAUUUGAUCCCAAAGGAAUGCAGGCACUGUAUUUUAUCACCAAUAUGUUUAUUGAAUAUGUUGGAAGUGGACUACGGAAGAACAUACCUGCUGAACUUAUUCCGGCAGAAGAUGGAAAUAUUGGUGAUGUUUAUAAUUAUGUGAAAGAAUGGCUGUCAUUCGAAAAAGGAAUUGUGAUUUGUGCUGGGAUCGGCAUCGGGUUAGCGAUAUUAAUUCCCGUUUUGGGCUUAAUUUUUUGGUGCUGCCGUUGUUGUGGUCGUUGUGGUGCUAAUCCGGCAAAGACGGACAAAGGCAGUGAUUCUUGCCAGUGCGGAACGCUCACGUUGCUGUUCGUUUUACUUUGCCUUGUCAUAACCUUCGGGGUCGCCUGCGGGUUUAUGACGAACGAAUACGUUAAAACUGCCGCCAGUAAGCUCAAUGAUACCGCACAAGAUAGCAUGGAUGAUAUCCGGGGAUACCUUCGCGACGCACAACAGCAUUCCACCCACGUACUUGUGACUAACUUCAAAGAUUUGAAAGAUCACGUCAAGGAUAAGUUGAAUGAUAUUCAAACCGAGUCGGCGACCAUGUUCGACCGAGGGUUGAAAAGCGUCGGCGCUGAAAGUAUUCUCGACAUUGCUGACAGUUUGGUGGAAGCGGAUGAGGAUAUUAAUACGCUAAACGCAUCGUUUGAUCGCUUGAGAAAUCUUGAAAAGAUCCUGCUGCAAAACAUAACUGAUGUGCAGCAGAAUAUCAACCUUGUUGCUCAAGGGUGUCGAAUGAAAACCGGAAAUGCAAAUCUCUGCAAUCAGUAUUCGGCGGCUGCUGACAAUCUCACUGUCGUUAUUAAUUACAGUGAUCUCUUCUUGUCCACUGGUCUCAGAGAAUUCGAAACGAAAAUGAAUACGCAAGUGAUUGAGCAGAUAAAAAAGGGCCGUACGAAAGUUAGAGAUUUGGGGAAAACGUUGAACGAAGAACUUCAGAAAGGCUCCGAAACCGUGAUUAAUAAACUGAACGAAGCUCAUGUUCAAGUUUUGGAUUUAGAGAACAGAAUUCGAUCAGAAGCGACGAAAGCCCAGGAUUACUUGAACCGAAUGGAUCUGAGCCCAUACCACGCAUACAUCUUCCAGUACAACGACUAUCUCUAUUAUACUAAACUUGGAAUUAGCGUGUUUGUUCUAUCCGUUCUGGUGUUCUUCAUUCUUGGAGCGUUGUUCGGAAUUUGUGGUGCACGGUCCGGGACCUUAUAUGAAGAUCCCUUCUGUAAUAAGGGAAAGGGGUCCUGUUUGUUAAUGUGCGGUGUCGGCUGGAUUUUCCUGCUCUACUUGGUUGUUAUGCUGUGCAUCACUUUGUUAUUCAUUGCGGGAACGAACAUCCAGCUAUUAGGAUGUGACACACUGGCCAAUCCAUCAGCCAAUAAUCAUCUCAGAGUGGCGGCAGGACUGUUACAUCAGUAUGGUCUUACCAGUCGGCAUCUCCGGGACAUUCCUGGAAAAUUACGAAAAUGCCAUGAGGACAAGUCAAUUUAUGAAGUGCUAGAUCUGAAUUCGACAUUUGAAGUGGAAGAGAAGAUGCAGAAACGUUUAGCGGACAUCGAUGUUAUGGCAGAUGUCCAGGUUAUUGUCGAUGACGCCUCCCGAAAAGUCCGUGAUAUCACGUUUUUGACGGAUGCAGAAAAGAUUUCACUUAUAAAUUUGGCUCAAAGUCCUGGUGUUCGUGAUUUUCGUCUGGAUUCUAUAAAUGAGAAGCUUCAGUCAGAAACCAUCAUAAAAGGUUCGGUCAAAGCAAUUAUGGACAACAUCUCUCCAACAAUGAGUUCGGAUCCGCCAACUCAAUCCCGUUUAUGGGACAUCCGUAGAGAACUUGGCUUUAUCAACGAUACAAUUUCGGUCAUGGAAGAAGAAAAGGUGAAGGCAUUCCGAGUUACUCAGAGCUUGGGAAAACUUCUGGGUGAUGGCAAUGUGGCAGCUCGAAUCUUGCAUUUUGUCAACGCUACGGACGUUACUCAAAAGCGCCUCGAGGAAACAGCCGAGCCGAUGAUCCGAUGGAUUGCCAAUGAAACGGUGGAUGGAUUGCAUAAGAACAUCCAAGAUUAUAUGAACUUUUCCAUCGGUCAGGUGCGAAAUGAAAUCGGUCGGUGUGGACCGGCCAGUUUGGCGAUUAACUCCACUGUCCGGCUAAUCUGCAAAGAUGUUCUCUACCCAUUUAACGGUUUCUGGCUUAGCGUCGGUUGGUGCUUGAUACUUUUCAUACCAUGUCUACUUAUUGCUCUUGCCCUCGCAUGGCAUUAUCGGGUUCCUGAAAGUUUUCGGUCCAGUUCAAGUGACAGUGACUUUGAACCGCAAACUGAAAUCGAUACGAUACCACUUGCUCAUCGCAGGAAACGUGUCCAUCCUUCCAGCUCAAGCAAUGCUACAUACGACUCCCGUGCUCGUCAAAGCAAGGCCACACAGUGGGCAUUUCAUAAUGCUUUCAAACAGCCACCCGGCUAUUACCCCGUCCGUAAAGCGUCUCAAAGUUUUCCCUCGGCUCCGCUGUCCGACGAAAAUUUGUACACUCGACCUCCAUCAUAUUACUAUCCUGGAUCUACAAGUUGAAGAGUGGAAUGUGAGAUCCAGAAUUAAGCAGUUGUUGUUGCUGGUCUGGGAUUACGUAAAGAAGUGCUUGGAAUCGGCAGGGAAGCGGCAGCUCGUUUAUACAGAAAUAUCUGUGAUUGGCUUGUGUUUUUUGUUUUCAUUUGGGUCACCAUUGUGUCCAAAUAUGAGAAGAAAUUUGUUCCAUGCAUGCAGGCUGCACUGUGAUUUGUUUGCAAGUCACAAAAGAAAUUUGUUUUGCUGUUCUUUCCUUUUUUGUUGAGUUUCCUUUUGGUGCCGUGGUAUGUUGAUUUUGUUUCGGUAGAUAGGGCUGUAUAAAUGGAUGUACAUACAAACAAUGCGAAAUCUCAAAGGGGCACACCCAUUGCUCCAGUAAUAAUAUUUGUGGUUUUCGAUGGAAUUUUUUUGUUGAUCGCAGUGUAUAAUCCAAAUAAAAAAGUUACU
This is a messenger RNA of Paramacrobiotus metropolitanus, 3725 nucleotides long. RefSeq names its product prominin-1-A-like. Gene Ontology annotation, cellular component: membrane. The transcript has 22 exons. The record is from RefSeq and is a predicted model, not a curated record. NCBI's taxonomy places the organism in Eukaryota, Metazoa, Tardigrada, Eutardigrada, Parachela, Macrobiotidae. Bases 564 to 3284 code for a protein of 906 amino acids.